AAAGGACUCGACAGGGCCACUGGAGGAGAGGUGGCCAUCAAGAAAAUGAGUCUCAGAGGGCAGAACAGGGAACGAGCUGUGAAUGAGGUCGUGGUCCUGAAGGACAAGAAGAACCCCAACAUUGUCAACUCUUUGGACAGCUUCCUUGUUGAUGGAGAUCUCUGGCUGGUGAUGGAAUACAUGGAUGGAGGAACUUUGCAGGACAUUGUCAGACAGACAUGCAUGGCUGAAGGAGAGAUGGCAGCUGUCAGUUGGGUGUGCACAGAUGAGACCUACAGACCACGAUUCUCCUCUGGAGAGGAAAGGACAAAGUGGGGACACGUGGAAGACAACGUGAAAACACUGAGGAAUGUGGGAGUAAGGAAGGGCUUCAGAGGGAGCUUCAACCUCAUCAAUCACCACAAGAUCCACACUGGAGAAAGACCCUACAAGUGGAGCCCAUACCCUCACUCCUCAAGGCCCAGUCCUUUGCCCAGUGGGAGAUGCAAAAGCAUCUGAAGCGAGGAUUCCACUGACCUCUGAGGGGAAUUUUUCACAGCCCUGAGUAGGAGGAUGACAUAAGGGCUUAUAUGUAAACAAGAAAGACCGGAGACUCAUGGGAUGCACACAGACUAAUAAGAACCCAGAGACAAUGAGCCACACCAAAAGGAAGAAAUAAAGACAGCACCACUGAACGAGGAAGACCCAGAGGAGUGCCCUGACUUCCUCCCAGGAGCUGACAUAACCACAAAGGAAUUCAACCAGGAUGACAUCCUGGACUCUGAGUAAAAGAAGUCGAGUGUUCCUGUGGAUUCCCAUGAGGAUGGAAGCUUUGACCCUGCCGUGUGGCAAAGUCAACCUUCUCCUCCUUCGCAUGGAAUCUGGGAGCAGUGGUGGUGUGUGACCCCUUGGGCCCCCACCCAAGCUGCUUCUUUGAAUAAAGGCAUUAAGAAGGACCCCUAGUCCUUCCCAAUUCAUUUUACUGCUCAGUGUUAAGCUUUUAGGCCAUGUUUCUUUUAGUCCAUGCCCUCACUGUCUUUUGUCCCAUGCACCUAAACACGACCCACACCCCCCUAGAGAAUUCUCAGUUCAUGUUUGUUUUGGUUGCCUGGUUUUUGUUUGGUUUUGUUGUUGCUUGUUUUCCCUUGCUGUGCCUUAGCUGUCCUGUAGGCAGUAAAGUGAAUCUUGCCAAGGAACUUGUUGUGUUUUGUUGCCAAAUAUUAAAUCUGGCUUUUGCUCAU
Messenger RNA from Parus major (Great Tit), 1220 nucleotides. Its product is annotated as serine/threonine-protein kinase CST20-like. The record is from RefSeq and is a predicted model, not a curated record. Bases 46 to 498 code for a protein of 150 amino acids. Gene Ontology annotation, molecular function: ATP binding; protein serine/threonine kinase activity. Gene Ontology annotation, cellular component: cytoplasm. Gene Ontology annotation, biological process: intracellular signal transduction; regulation of MAPK cascade; protein phosphorylation. Lineage: Eukaryota; Metazoa; Chordata; Aves; Passeriformes; Paridae. The transcript has 6 exons.